Messenger RNA from Dipodomys ordii (Ord's kangaroo rat), 6976 nucleotides. RefSeq names its product NEDD4 binding protein 2 (gene N4bp2). Gene Ontology annotation, molecular function: ubiquitin binding. The record is from RefSeq and is a predicted model, not a curated record. The transcript has 16 exons. Bases 124 to 5415 code for a protein of 1763 amino acids. Lineage: Eukaryota; Metazoa; Chordata; Mammalia; Rodentia; Heteromyidae.
GUGCUAUUACUGCUGGAUUGUGCAAGAUUUUUAAUCCUAUUUUCUUUGAAUUAUGAUUUCAAUACAAAAAAAGUCUUAAAUUUUUUUUAAAAAAAGGGAAACAUUUUAGUUUUGGAAGUCAGAAUGCCAAGGAAAAGGAAAAAUCUUGGGGGCCAUCCUUUGCGGAAGACUGCAAGCUCUAAGGAAGUUGUAUCCAGUGUUGCUAGUCAUGAGAAGCCAACCACUACUCUUCCUUCCAUGUGUGAGACAAAAAGUGCUCAGGAAGAACUCUUCACCAGUAUCUCAGAGAUGUUUUCUGAAUUGGACCCUGAUGUAGUAUAUUUGAUGCUUUCUGAAUGUGAUUUCAAAGUUGAAAAUGCCAUGGAUUGUCUGUUAGAGUUAUCUGCCACUGACACCAAGAAGGAAGAAUCACCUUCACAAAGCUUGGUUGCUUCUGAGACCCAGCCAAGUGCAGCCGGAACUGGAACAAUGGAGAAGUGUUCUCCUGAAGAAGAGAAUGAAGAUUCAAAACUGGAUUCGUUUUUGGACAUGCAGCUAACUGAAGACUUGGAUUCCUUAAUACAAAAUGCUUUUGAGAAAUUAAACUCUUCUGAUGACCAAGUAUACUCAUUUUUGCCUUUGCAAGAUAUUCAUAGUUUGAAUGACCCAAGUAAAUUUAUAAAUUCAGAUUCAAGUAAUACGGCUCCCAUUCUAUCUACACAAAAUAAGGAUUCAAGCAGUGAAAAAUUUGAUAAUUCCACAUUAAGUUCAAAUUCAUUAACUUCACAUUCAGUUUUGAAUGAGUCUGACAGUUUUAUAAGGGAUAAAACAUAUGCAUUGGAAGGUAACUACCCAGAAGAUUCUCUUCUCAGUAGCUCUUUAAAUCCAGCAAAUGACUUCACUGUGGGCUGUAGCAAUUUCAAUCAAAGACAGAAAGAGGGUUUAGAAGCUGAAUGUGUUGAUAACCAGCUCUCUCAACCCUCUGUGGAUAUGGAAGCCAAUGAGCCUCAGGCUCCUUCAACCCUUCCUGUGCAGAAUCUGGGGCUUGAUUUACCAGGUACUAGUGGGGAUCAGAAAUCUACUUCUGCCUCUGAUGUUUUUGUACCUUCUGAAGGGUUCAGUUUCAAGCCUCAUAAACAUCCUGAACUUCCACCAAAGGGGAAAGAUGUUAAUUACUGUCCAGUACUUACCCCUCUCCCUUUACUGCUUCCUCCUCCUCCACCUCCACCAAUCUGGAAUCCAAUGAUUCCUACUUUUGACCUCUUUCAAGGAAAGCACGGCUUUGUAGCUCCUGUUGUGACCACAGCUGCACACUGGAGACCUGUCAACUACACGUUUCCACCCUCUGUUAUUCCUCAUGCUUCCCCAACUAAGGUCUGGAGAAACACAGAGGGAACAAGUGCUUAUCAGGUUCAAGAGACUCCAGUUUCUCAGGUUGUAAGAAAGAAGACAACAUCUUAUGUUGGACUGAUUCUUGUUCUUCUCAGAGGGCUUCCGGGAUCAGGAAAAUCUUUUUUGGCAAGGACUUUGCAAGAAGAUAAUCCAAGUGGAGUCAUUCUUAGUACUGAUGAUUAUUUUUAUAUAAAUGGACAGUACCAGUUUGAUAUAAAGUACCUAGGAGAGGCACAUGAAUGGAACCAGAACCGUGCAAAGGAAGCAUUUGAGAAGAAAGUAUCUCCAAUAAUAAUAGAUAAUACAAACCUUCAGGCAUGGGAAAUGAAGCCAUAUGUUGCUUUGUCUCAGAAGCAUAAAUAUAAAGUCCUUUUCCGGGAACCAGACACAUGGUGGAAGUUCAAGCCAAAGGAGCUUGCAAGGCGUAAUAUUCAUGGAGUAAGCAAAGAAAAAAUCACAAGAAUGUUGGAACACUAUCAGCGCUUUGUUUCAGUGCCCAUAAUCAUGAGUUCUUCAGUUCCAGAGAAGACUGAACGGAUUGAGUUGUGUGCAUAUGCUUAUGAGGAUAGAAGUUCCAGCCCAAGAGACAAUGAAGAUGUUACCUCUGAAAAAGAAGAAAAUGUUUUAUCCUCAUCUUUGAAACACUUAGAAUUAAUUGAAGAGGAGAAUCUUGAAGUGGCCAAAGAAAAUGUGUUACCUGAGAAUAUGACAUAUCUCCCUAAUGUAGAUUUAAACAAAGGCAGAAAAGAAAUAAGUGGUAUGAAUCAGAGUACACAGAGUGCUUUCAUUCAGGAAGCUCCACACAUGUAUUUUCCUAACUCUGAAAGCAAAAUUCAGGCAACAGACAGAAGUGAAGAAGAACAAGUAGAAUUAACAGCUGAAAAAGCUAAAAUUGAUGCACACGGUCCUGUAGACAGAGCAUCACUGAAUAUUUGCUGUGGGGAAAAUAAUCAAGAAGACACUGAUCUUGCAAAUACUAUACCUGUUCAAAAUGAAAAACCUUCACCUAGUGAGAUAUUAGAAGAACGAACAACAGUAAAGAAAAAACCCAAUGGGAAACAAAAAAACAAAUCAACUUUGGAAAAGCUUCCUAGACAAGAGCUAUCAAAUUUUGUUGGUGACUGGCCUGUUGAUAAGACGAUUUGUCAGAGGACAAAAAGGAAUCGGAAAACUGAAAAAGCCUCAUCUAUACAAACUGACAAAAAGUAUAAUCGCCCUCAGUCACGCAGAGUAUUAGAUACUAAUAUAUGUAUGAAUGCAGAUCAUAUCCAACAACAAGGAUCCCCACAGGAAAUUGUAGAGGACAGCAGGAAGUCCCAGUGUGAUGAUCCCUCAGAAUUCCUCAAUAGCUGUCAAUAUGAUUCUUAUACAAAUACUGAAAACAACUCAUUUAGUAUUGUGAGUGACUGGCCUUCAUCUGCUUCUUUAGCUCAAAGAGAGCCAAGAUCAAGAAUAUCGAAGGCUGGUUUAAGUGAACCUAUCCUAGAAUUUGGAACUAGCGACAGUAUGAAUGAAAUAUCCUUAUACAGACCACGGGAGGUUUGUUGGGGCACAAGCCCUGAAGAACUGAAAACAUUGGGUAGUCCCACUCUCCAAAGUUCUGAAAUGCUAUCCAGUGAAGUGACCCAGGAUAAUCAGCCUUGUCUAAGUAAAAAGAUCCACAGGCACACACUGCCUCUUACUUUUACCAGUAGUGCAGCAACUAUUCCUAGAGUAGUAGGACCACAGACUUCAGCUGAAUUUCCAGGGGCAUUGCCUAAAGGAGUCCCUGGAAUUGAAGUAGGCAUGUCUACACAGACUGAACCACAGGAUUUUGCUCUCUUGUGGAAAAUAGAGAAGAAUAAAAUCAGUGUUUCAGAUUCGGUCAGAGUAUUAGCAGGAAGAUUGGAUGGAUUUAAACCAAAAACUUUCAAUAUUAACACAAAAUCAAAUGUGCAAGAAACAAUUCCUUAUAGGGUAAUGUAUGAUAAAAGUACGUUUGUUGAAGAAAGUGAGCUUACCAGUGCUGAUGAAUCUGAAAAUCUGAAUAUUCUUUGUAAACUAUUUGGCUCUGUUUCAUUAGAAGCCCUGAAAGACUUGUAUGAGAGGUGUAAUAAGGAUAUUAUUUGGACCACCAGCCUUUUGUUGGAUUCUGAAACGAAAUUAUGUGAGGAUAUGGAAUCUGAGACUUUCCAAAAAUCAUAUGAUGACUCACAAGUUGGGCCUUUUUCUCUCGGUUUGAAUUUGAAGGAAAUUAUUAGCCAAAGAGGAACUUUAGAAGAUUCUAACUCUUCUGUGCAAGAGUUUAGUCCAGGAAUUGGUAUCAAUAAAUCUAAUGCCCAAACCACCUGUGAUGCAGAAAAUGGGGACUUGGAGCUGGCAGGAACUAUAACUCCUGAGAACUCUGGUGGCUUCAUAGCAAGCAUAUUUCCUAAUGCUGCUGUAGACAGGAACAGGAAUAAUGGGGUGCUUCCUAAUAAUCCAGGUUUAUAUAGCUUUAAGCAGUCUCUUCCAGCUACUCCAAAGUCCACUGCCUCUAAAGAUGUGAAUGAAAUCCAGAAUAAUCUAGUAGCCACGGGGUCUGGAGAUAGUAUGUACUCAUUAAAUUUGUCAGAUAUCGUAAACUCUAUAACAGGUACAUCUGAUCUUGAAUUAAAUGAAGAAGUUUAUGUUACUGACUCUUUGGAAAUGAAGAAAAAUGAAAAUCUCCCAAAGGAUUAUGUCAAAUUGGCAAACACAGAGGAAGUUUUGAAUGAAGAUGAGCAGGAAAUGGAGAAAGUUCUAGUGGCAGGAACUACUAUGACAGCUGGAGUUAGUGAAGAAAACAAAAGUGACAUACUGAAUCCCACACCAGUGACAGCCAAGUCUCUGACCAUUGACUGUUUGGAAUUGGCUUUACCCCCUGAACUGGCUUUUCAACUCAAUGAACUAUUUGGCCCAGUUGGUAUUGAUUCAGGGUCUCUAACAGUUGAGGAUUGUGUGGUUCAUAUAGAUCUCAAUCUGGCUAAAGUGAUUCAUGAGAAAUGGAAAGAAUCUGUAAUGGAGCGACAAAGACAAGAGGAGGUAUCUUGUGGCAAGUUUGUGCAAGAUCCUUCUGUGGUUGGACAUACUGAAAGUCCUGAGCAAAAAUCAUCUCAGAGAACUGGAAAAAAAUUACUGAAGACUUUAGCAGUCCCUGAAAUGCUACCCUUACUGGAUCAUUGGAAUACUCAAACUAAAAAAGUCUCACUCAGAGAAAUAAUGUCAGAAGAAAUUGCCUUACAGGAAAAACAUGAUUUGAAAAGGGAGACACUUAUGUUUGAAAAGGAUUGUGCCACUAAGCUAAAGGAGAAGCAGCUCUUUAAAAUAUUUCCAGCCAUUAACCAAAAUUUCCUAGUGGACAUUUUCAAGGAUCACAACUAUUCAUUAGAACACACAGUGCAGUUUCUAAACUGUGUUCUUGAAGGAGACCCUGUGAAAACAGUUGUAGCUCAAGAGUUUGGUCACCAAAAUGAGUGUGCCACUCCUCAGACUGCACAGAAGUCGAAAGAGAAAAAGGCAAAGAAGUCGAAGGAGACUGAAGACUCCCCAGGUGAGCCAUCUUUCCAGGACUUUGAGUACCCGGAGUAUGAUGACUACCGGGCCGAGGCCUUCCUGCACCAGCAGAAGAGGACGGAGUGCUACAGCAAGGCCAAGGAGGCUUACCGCAUGGGGAAGAAGAAUGUUGCCACCUUCUAUGCCCAGCAGGGUAGUCUUCAUGAGCAGAAGAUGAGAGAAGCUAAUCACCUUGCUGCUGUGGAGAUCUUUGAGAAAGUCAAUGCUUCUCUGCUGCCACAAAAUGUGUUAGACCUACAUGGGCUGCAUGUGGAUGAAGCUAUAGAACACUUGGCAACAGUUUUACAGCGGAAAACUGAAGAAUUUAAGCAGAACGGUGGUAAGCCCUACCUUUCUGUGAUCACGGGGAGAGGAAACCACAGCCAGGGAGGAGUUGCUCGAAUCAAACCAGCCGUCAUUAAAUACCUCACAAGCCAUAGCUUUAGGUUCUCUGAAAUAAAACCAGGGUGCUUGAAAGUCAUGCUAAAGUAAAAAAAAAAAAGUUCUUGACUUCUAAGUAUGAAGGUUUGUAGGUUAAAAGUAGUUUUAUUUGCAGUAAUACAGUCAAUUCUGCUCUAAACUUGUGUCUUACUAAGGAUUAUGUCCAGUUAUAAAACAGACAUGGUUUUCAAAAUUCAAGAGAAAUUAAUUUUUUUACUGAAUCAGUUGCCCAAUGUUACUUGCUAAGUCAUUAAAUAAAGAGAAUUUUUGUUGAUUACCAAAUGCCUAAGAAAAGUAUCAGCUACAGUUUUAAAGUAUGAAGUACACUAUUUCUUAUUCAUAGAGAAAAUACUAAAUUUGUAUUAAUGGUUCCACAUUUAAUAAUGGUAAAGGUUUCUGUGAGAGAUAACAUGAUUGAGAUAUUUUAGGGCAGUGUGCCUAGUUCACACCUUCCAAGGCUUGCUGUAAAAGAAGCAGUGGUAGUAAGGAAAGAAAGAGAUUUAACAAAAACACUUGAAUACUUUUUAAACUUUCAAGGCCAAAUGUAUAAUAUUAUUUACUUUGCCAUAUUUUGGAGCAAGGAAGACAUUCUAUGCACUUCCUACUGCUUUGUGUGUGAUUGUGGUCUCUUAGCUCUGUUCUGGUCUCUGUGUAUAUUUUCUUGUGAGGAAAGUUGGGUCUGAGAUUAUCUUGCAGUCUUAUUUCUUUCAUAGGUAGAAUUGUUUUCAGAAAAGGAGAAAUGCCUCGUUCUCUACCACAUGUUGGUUCCUGAGUAGAGCUGCUUCUAAAAAAUUGUCUUAUAAGUGGUAUAUCAGACAGUGCUGGAUUUUACAUUAAAACACAUAAUUUCUAAGCUGCAUUAAGUUAAAAUCCUAUUAAAACAAAUACCAGAAAACAUUUUUGGUAUAAUUAUAAAACGAAUCCUUGUCAUUGAAAAAGAGCCAACUUUCUGAAAGAAAAGGUUCAUUAACUUCUGUUGUUUGGUUAGCAUGUGAAUGAUAAUUACCUUUACAAGAAUUUAAUGGAAUUAGGUAUAAUUUUCUCAGAAUGGUCAAAUUUUGCUUCGAAUAUAUAGAGUAUUUUCACCAUACAUUUUAACAAGUAAUUGUGGGGAUUUUUUAGUAUAAAAGUUAUUUGGAUCAGGAAUGAUAGGAUGGAAUAUUAUUGAAAGAAUCUUGAAGUACUGGCUAGUUUCCCAAGAGUCAACAUUUUAAUGAUAAUAAACUCAAAACAGGUUUUUAUAUGGAUGCAUGCUUUUAAAAUAAAGCCUUAUUAGUGAAUUUUAUUUCCACAAAAUAACAUGUUUAUUAUUUAGAAAUGAUUAGUGACUGUUACUGUUCACAUUAUGUUUGUUAUAUGUUUUUAAAAUACCAGUAUAAACACUUUGUGAUGCUUAGAAGUGUUGUAUACAUUAAAAAUAAAGCCUUUUUUCAAUAACUUACAACAAAGUUAUAAAGUUGUCAAUGAUAUAAAAAUAUUCCUUUGUAUAGAUUAAUAUGAAUUAAGAUUUGAGAAACAACACUAAGCCCCAUCAUUCAGUAUUGCAGAGCAUGAAGAUGCAUGCUCAUUCCCAGCCCUCAUUUUCUGUUCUAUAUUUUCUCAUCUGGUUUUA